CCCUUUAUUUGUUGUUUCCACUGAAGGGACCUGAUGAGUAAAGGUAAGAAUGCAGACAGAGUUCUGUGCAUGUGUGUGUGUGAGUGUGAAACAGAGAAGCCAGGAGAGGCAGUGAGGGAAGUGUUUGUGGACAGAAGGGGAAUCCUGGCACGGGCACAGCUGGGCCAUGCUGCCGAGUUUCUAUAGAAACAGUUUGCCAUACAAAGUGGUACUCUGUCCUCCAGGGAGCUGCCACACGCUGUGACUCUGCUGCUUUUCUGUGCUGCUGCACGCUCACCUUGAUUUCAUCUUUUUCCAUUAGUGAGUGGAGAGAGCUGCAACUGCAGUGCAAGUGAAAAUAUGCAGACUAGAAGAGCUUUAGCUGCUGUUUUUUUUACAAAAGAAAUGCCAUAUUGCUCACUUUUGGCAAUCAGAUGGAUCCCCGGGGGUUUUAAAGGCGGUGCACAAAUACAUUUUUGGCUUCUUCUGUGGUGAAUUCAGAUGGAUGCAGUUCCUACAUGGGUGUAAACUAACAGUUUAAGAAGCUGAAAUGGAACGUUCUGGAAAUGGUUUAAAAACAAGCAUGCACUGAAAAAAAAAGUGCAAUCACAUGAUGUGCUGACAUAAGAAGGUUUGUGAAGUGUGUGAAGAGUUUGAAAAGAAAAACAGCAGCUACUUUGGAGCUGGCUGAUGGCGAUGUGUACAAAGACGCGGGGAUGAAAGUUUCCAGAUUUCUGAUGUUCGUUCUUCUGCUCUCAGCUAUGUUGACAUUAUAUCUACUGUCGUUUGGCUUCUUAAUAAAUUUCUCAUGUUUUAUUAGAGCAUCAGAGAGCACACUUAGUUGGAGUUUUCGUAUUUCUAAAUGUAUGGAAAACAUCUGUACAUGUAUAUAUAUAAUAUACACUAGAUGUUAGAGAAAAUCUUGGCAUAACCUUUGUGAUUAUUGUGCUUAGUCACAGUUACAGGACUCAGAUGAGUGAAGUCGACUGGGGAUGAUGUAACUUUUCAUCAUGACUUUUUUUAAAAAGUGGUUUUAUGAAACACUAGUUUUUUUCUUUCUUUCUUUUUUUGGUAAAGGAAUGAUGGGCUGUUCUGCCAAAAAAAAAAAAGGUUGGAAAGAGCUCAUCAUCAGUGAUGAAAAGGGCGUUAUGAAACUGAAAAUUUUUGAGAUAUAACCUAAAACUCAUACUAAUUCCUAAGACUUUCUACUUUUCCUUUAACCAAAUAAUUCUAAACUUUAAAUAUAUAUAUAAAGCAAACUGUUUAAUAGCUGCACCUGAAAAAUAUCAGCAGUAAAGUAAGAUUGUGUUAUUUUUUAGUAAUGUUUAACUUUUAUCUCACCAGUACUUGGAUAUAUCUUUUUAACCUUGCAAACAGCUGUUGAGAACGUAAUACCACCACUUAGUAGGUCCACAUGGUUUUCAUCAAGUCCAGUAAGACAAAAGUCUCUGAUGUUUAAAAUAUGCAGAUCCAGUUCAAAGUCACAGUAGAUUUUGUUUGUUUUAAAGCUUUGCAACAGAGUGUUUGUGUCAUGUACUAGCAGUGAUCUCUGUCCUACCAUCCUAAGUAUAGUUCUCAUGCUGAUAACGAUCAGAUUAACUCAUUGAGGUCAUAAAUAACAAACUGGUGAAUCAGCCAUUGUGGAUAUUGAGUCUUUAAUUGUUUGCCAAACUUCUGGUCAUAACAGCAGAACGACAGGAAGGAAAUCUGGCUCUGGAUUUAAACGAGGGGUUGCAAGGCUCUGAGAGGGAAAAUGAAGGGCAGUGCCAGGGAAUGCUGUCAGAGAAAUGUUCAGAUUUGUUAUUUCAAGCAUUUUAGAUAUGAGGCUCAUUCCUGCGCCAUGAUUUAUAUCAAACUGAUCAAAGGCAAAGAGAAAGAGCACUGGAAACAAAUGGUGCCUCUGUGAUGAGAGUUUGUGUUUUUCUAAAUCUUUGUGAUACUUAUUUGCAGGGCUUUGCUCAUGAUAUAGAGGAUAACGAUUUAGCCAUAGUUACCAUGGCCUGAAAAAGAUCGUUUCACUUUGAAAAGUGAAUUAGAUUCACUGAAGGGUAAAUACCUGGAAUGAUAAGCCAAACAACAGCGUGUAUGUGUGUGUUUCAGUCUCAGUGUGACGUAAUUUCAUUGUCCACGUACAGAAAAAGUAUCCCUCUCCCUCCUGAUUUAUUAAUGUUUUUGCAUAUUUGUCACGUUUUCAUGUUUCAGAUCAUCAAACAGAUUUUAAUACCAAAAUACAGUUUUUAAAUGAUGGCUUCUCUCAAUAAGAGAAAAAGUUAUCCACACCUACCUGGCCCUCUGCGAAAAAGUAAUUGCCCCCCAAAUUUUAAUAACUGGCUGUGCCUCCCUUGGCAGCAAGAACUGCAGUCAAACAUAACUGAUGGCAGGGAUGGGAACUGAGAAGAAUUAACUGAUUCCAUUAUUAGUAUUACUUAUCGAUUCUCACUGGGAUCUCACUGGCUUUGUUUUGAGAGUCACCACCAUCUCUAACCAUCAUGUCGAUAUUACAUUCAUGCAAAUGAAUUGCUUUGUGCUUUGUCAAAUGUUUGUGCAUGUUGUGGAGUUAUUUCUCCCCCUUGUUGUGUUCAGUGGUGGGUCAUUACUCAAAAAAGUAAAUAUUACAAAUAUUACACAGAACACUUUCAUUAAAGGUGAUGCAGUACAUUACUUAGUUACUUACUCGUUACUUUUUUUUUCAUAAAAUGAGCUGAAAAGCUUUGCCUCAUAAUUAACAUUUAACAAGAUACACCUUCAGGCUACAGUCCUACACACCAAUGCAAAUCUUGAUCCUAAUGAGGACAGACAUAUGAACACAAACACAAUGCUGACAACACAACACAAGCAAAAAGAGACUUUAAAGUGAUUGCCACAAUGAUUCUACUGUAGAAACAUGAACAGGUAAAAACUGCUCAUCAGUUUUUUUUACCUGUUGAAGUUAAGGGUCUGACUCCUGGGCUUGGGCAUAUACUCAUAACAUCUCUCUGUGUUUUUGGCUAGCUUAGUAUUAGCAUGCUGUCUGUACAGGUGCUUGCAAAAACCUGAAGCUGUGUUAGCAGCAUAAUGCAGCUGUUUCUGUCUACUGUAACAUCGUGCUCUCGUCCUAUUAUGCAAUGAAUUGAAAGUAAAGUCCAUAUCCACGCUGCAGACUGUGCCACUGUUUUCCUCCUCCUGCAUGUGAACUUAGAUCAGCUGAUAAUCAGCUGAUUGUUGUUUGAGUGCUACAACUGAUAACAGUGAUCCACAGGCAAGCAAACCAACAAUUCCAAGAAACUGAACUACUGGGAACUAGUUCUCUGCAAGAACUGUUUCUCGAUUCCCUUCCCUAACUGACAAUGAUGUUCUUACGUUACUGUGGAGUAAUUUUAGCACACUCUUCUUUUCAGAAUUGUUCCAGACACAUUCAAGGGUCUAAAUCUUCAUUUUUUUUGUACUUUUCUGAGCCAUUCAGAGGUGGAUCUUGUGGUGUGUUUUGGACUAUUGUGCUGCUUAAUAACCCGAGUGAGGUUAAGCUUCAGGGUACAAACGGAUAGCUGGACCUUCUUCGGGACUUUCUGGUAGAGAGCAGGAAUCAUGGUUCCAUCAAUUACGGCAAGUCGUCCAGCAGCAAAGCAGUCCCAGACUAUCACACCACCAUAUUUGACUGGUGGUAUGAUGUACUUUUGGCUAUGUUAGUUUUACACCAGAUGCAACGAGUCUUGUUAGUCCACAGAAUAUUUUCCCAGGCCAGGACAAUGAAGGCUGGUGCAAGACUCCUGUCUGCACUGACUCUGCUUCUCCUACUGGGGGCAGUGUUCACACAGAGGCCUCGGCCAAAGAAGCCCACCAGGCGCCCAGCUACCCCCAGAAAGCCUCCUGCUCGUCUCCCAACUGUACCACCCCAGCCUGAGCCCAAGGAACCAACAGAUUUCCCCCCACCCAUCCUGGGCCCACCUUCCAUCUUUCCUGACUGCCCCCGGGAGUGUUUUUGCGCCCCAAGCUACCCGAAUGCGCUCAACUGCGAGAACCGGAACAUUCGUGUAAUCCCAGCAAUCCCAUCCAGGACUCAUUACCUGUAUCUCCAGAACAAUUACAUCUCUGAGAUAACCUCGGAGCCCUUCCUCAACGCCUCUGAGGUCCGCUGGAUCAAUCUAGCAAACAACCGUAUUCAUCAGAUAGAUAAGCAGGUGUUUGAAAAGCUUCCAGCACUUCUGUAUCUCUACGCCCAACGAAACCAGCUUAAUGAAGUCCCUUCAGGCCUCCCAGAAACUCUGGAACAGCUCCGCCUUAGUAGGAAUCGUAUUUCCAAGAUCCCACCUGGGGCCUUCAACAACAUGGGGAGCCUGACUAUGCUCGAUCUGUAUCACAACCAGCUGAGUGACAGUGGCCUGGGUAAGAACAGCUUUAAGGGCCUUACGAACCUGGUGCAGCUCAACCUGGCUCAUAACACGCUGAAGAAGAUGCCUACUAGUAUACCAACCAGCCUCGUGCAGCUUUUCUUGGAUAGGAACCGUAUCGAUGACAUCCCAAAAAACUACUUUGACAACCAUGCUCACCUGGCUUUUGUGAGGCUGAACUACAACCAGCUGAGUGAUAAAGGAGUUCCCAAGAAUGUGUUCAAUGUCUCCAGCCUGCUAGACUUGCAACUGUCCCACAACCAGCUCGCUUCGAUUCCUUUGUUCAACGGUCACCUGGAGCACCUGCAUCUCGACCACAACAGCAUUGAGAACAUCAAUGGCACCCAGAUCUGCCCAUACAGCGUGCAAGCUGACCCGAGUGAUAUGAGCCAGGUUCCCAAGCUAAGGUAUCUCCGUUUGGAUGGAAAUCACCUGAACCCUCCCAUCCCUCUGGAUGUCAUCAUGUGCUUCAGGCUCCUUCACUCUAUUGUCAUUUAGGAAAACCAUGCCUAAAGGCAUGGGGGCUUGCACAUGCAGUACUGUGCAAAAGUCUUGAGCUACGCAGCAUUUCUUUAUAUUUUGCUAGGAAAGUGUGAAAAAUGUGCUUUCUUCUCAUUUCUUUAAGUGGUCUCCAGAAAUUGUUGUCCGGGCUUCUUAAAAGACAUUCAAAGCUCUUCCUUGAAUGUUGGCUGCCUUUUGUUCUCUUCCCUAUCAAGAGGAUCCCACACUGCUUCAGCAAUUUUGAGGUCUGGGAUCUGGAGAGGCCAAUCCAAGACUGACAGUGUUUAAUUGGGUGUUUUUCUGUCCUGGUAUCUUUUACUGCUCUGGCAGUGUGUUUGGGAUCGUUGUCAUACUGAAAGUUGAAGCUUCUUCUAAUCAGAUACUUUGCAGAAGGUACCACGUGGUGGAUCAAAAUCUGACCGUACAUUUCUGUAGUAUUGAUGUCAAUUGACUUGACAAGAUCCCCAACACCACUCGCUGAAAUGUAGCCACAAGCCAUGACAGGGCCUCGGCCAUGUUUGGCUGCAGUCACAAACUGUGUUACAUCUUUCUUAUUGACUAUAAUUUGAACUAAAAAAUUCAAAUUUUUGUUUCAAAGAAGACCCGUUGGGACUGAUAUUUGGUCCAAUUCUUGUGUAAUUUGACAUACCUUAACAUUUUCUCCAUUUUACUUCUUAACAGCCACUCUUCCAUUUCUUAUGAGGCUUCAGUGAACAGUAAACGAACUGAAGGGUCAGAUGCAUCUCUCAGGUCAUGUUUCAGAUCUUUGCUGGAUUAUUUGAACUAUUUCUUUUGAAUAUAACUUUCAGAAAAACUUUUAAAAGAUUUUAAGAUCUUGGAGAAUUGUUGCUCACUGCUAUAAAGAAUUAAAAGAAAGUCUGGCUCCAAAACAACAAGAAAUGAGGGGUGGCUCAAGACUUUUGCACAGUACUACUGACACACACACACACACACACACACACACACACACACACACACACACACACACACACACACACACACACACACACACACAUCCAUGAAAACAUAGACUCACUUUGUACUAGGUGCAUUUCAUUGCAAAGUAUGGUGUUUAUCAGCAGUAGACGCUGUGGAACUGUAAUACUGAGAGAGGGACUGCAAAUAACUGCAAAACUUGGAUGGUUCAAACUUUUUUAAUUGUGAUGACAAAUUUAACUAUUGCCAUUUUUUGGACAGUCCCAACAUUAAACUACAAAUCAGCAUAAACUGUGGCUAUGCUGACAUUUAGAGUUAGGUUUCUGCAGUAGUUGCAGUUUAUCAGUGUUUUUUGUUUACAAAACUUCAUGUAAAGAAAAAAGUGAAAAAUAUAGCUUGAGCAAAGCCUGAAAACACAGGGACAUUUACAGACAUGCUACAGACAUAAACGGUAGUUAAGUUCACAAGAAUAGGUCAACAGAGUGGGGCAGCCGUCAGAGGCAAUGAAUAAAUAUGCAGUGUAAGUUAAAAGAGAUAACCAGCUUUAAAUAACUAGCUCCAUGUAGUUAAAACAGUUUCAAAUGUGCCUGUGAUUUUCAAGAUACUCUUUGUAAAAAUGUCAUUUUAUUCUUGUUAUCCCUAAUCUUUUGUAUAAUAUUCUUCUGUAUAAAGAAGCUUUGUACAAACAAUGGAAAAUAAAAGUUCUCCUUGAUCAUCUGAAAA
Messenger RNA from Haplochromis burtoni (Burton's mouthbrooder), 6506 nucleotides. It is a transcript of the gene prelp, whose product is annotated as proline/arginine-rich end leucine-rich repeat protein. Gene Ontology annotation, molecular function: protein binding. Bases 3639 to 4844 code for a protein of 401 amino acids. The record is from RefSeq and is a predicted model, not a curated record. The transcript has 7 exons. NCBI's taxonomy places the organism in Eukaryota, Metazoa, Chordata, Actinopteri, Cichliformes, Cichlidae.